CGUCUGCGUGCCCCUCGCAAUUACCUGUUCCACCAGAGCUGAUGUGAGCGCGAGUUGGCGAGCACAUGCCACGUUGGGGAGAAGCUAAACAUAACUGAACCGAGCAGCAUUUCCGGGCUCGCGAGGACCGUUUUCAUUUCGUCCACCUCUUGAAAAAGGAAAAAGAAGAAGAAGAAGAAAGAAAAAAAACUCAACCAGGUGUGUUUUAACAAACCUCCGACACAAACCGAACCGACUGAGGAUCUGAGAGACUCGCGAGGAUGCACUUGUUGUCCGCCAGCUGCGUGUGCGCCCUCCUCAUCACCGCGCUCCUCCACCGAGUCAGCGGUUUGGAGACUGUUAUCGGCCUGUAUGGAGAAACACUCGAGAUCCCGUGCAACAAUGGAGCCAUAAAAGCAGAAGAUGUGAUGCUCACUAAAUGGAAAUAUGACAAAGGAGAUGGACUUUCAGGAGACCUGCUGGUCAGGCAGCGAGACAACAACAUCUCCAUCCUCGCCACCGAUGAAUACAAGGGCCGGGUGAGCCUGGCCGCCAACGCCAGCCUGCUGCUCUCCGCGGCCAAGCUGUCCGACCAGCGGACGUUCACCUGCAUGGUGGUGGCUGGCGCGGACAUCCGGGAAUACCCGGUUAACGUGGUGAUUUACAAGACGCCAACGAACCUGGAGAUUUCUGACAAAGUGGAGGAACUAGAGAUUGGCAAACUUACUAAGCUAGGAACAUGUGUUGCGCAAGAUGCCAAUCCAGCCGCAAACAUCACGUGGUUGAGGAACAAUAAACCUCUGGCAGCUGAUGGGAAAGGGAUUUCCAUCCAGGCCUCGGUGCUGGUAGACCCCGAUACUGGCCUCUCGACCACCACCUCCGUGCUGGAGUACUCGGCCGAGAAGGAAGACACGGGCGCCCAGUUCACCUGCAGCACUCAGCACACCGUGGGCACAGAGCUGGUGUCCUCUCCGGUGACCUUCACUAUCACCUACUCCACAGAGAACAUCGUCCUUCAGGUCAUUGCUCAGGAGCCUCUAGUAGAAGGAGAUAAUGUGACUCUGAAGUGUGUUGCAGAUGGUAACCCAGCUCCUACCAGCUUUAACUUCCACCUUAAGGGAGAGUUGGUGAAAGUGGAAAACACAGAUACAUACACCAUCACCAAUGUCUCACGUGACACCAGCGGUGAAUACAAAUGCUCUCUCAUUGACGACCCCUCGCUGGAAGCAUCUGAGGACAUCACAGUCAACUACCUAGACAUCAAUUUAAACCCCUCUGGGAAUAUCGUCAGGAGUGCUGGUGCGGCCCUGGAUCCGACUCUGCGGAUUGAUGCUUCUGGAGAAUCAAAGGUCUUUUGGACAAAGGAUAAUGUUAAACUGGACAAGCAGCCCAAGUUUACCAACCUGACUUACGCGGACUCUGGCCUCUAUGAGAGCAAGGUGAUGAUGGGGCUCCUCAGCCGAAAAGCUUCUUUUGAGCUGCUCGUUGAAGGUGCCCCAGUCAUCAGACAGCUGCUCAAAAAGCGCGGCGAAGAUGGCCAGCAUAAAGUCUUGAUUUGUGAAGCUGAAGGUUCCCCGAAGCCAGCUGUUUCCUGGAGCAUCAACGGCACCUCGUCUGAUGAGAGUCCCUUCAUCAAUGGAAAGAUUACACACAAGAUCACGGUUGAGCCCACUGCAAAUCUAACUGUCUCUUGUACAGUGAGCAAUGAGUUUGGCACGGACACCAAAGCUAUAAAUGUGUCAUCCUUAAUUGUGGAGGUGAGAAUGGAUAAACAAGACCAAUCGGAGGAUAGCGACCAAACCAAGUUGGUGGUUGGAGUUGUAGUCGGUCUCCUCAUCGCCACUAUGAUUAUAGGCCUGGCAUACUGGGUCUACAUGAAGAAAUCCAAGCAAGGCAGCUGGAAGACCGGUGAAAAGGAGAACGGGUCUUCUGAGGAGGAGAAAAAACUGGAGGAGAAAGUGGAGGAGAACAGCCAAAAAGCUGAGGUGUAAAGAAACAGCAAACAUCCUUUGGGAAUGUGAAAGUGAGAACAUGGAACUUUUGCACAUUUCUCUUCACCUCUGUCUUUGGGGAAAAAAAAGAAAGAAAAACACGUGUACAUUGGGAUGAAGAUGGUUUGGAUUUGGUUUCAGGGAGAAUUUUACUAAAAAGCAUAUCCAAACACCCCCCAAGCCCCAUGACCUGUCACCCCUCCAUUCCUUAGAAAAAAAAACAAAAAAGACAACAAAAAAAAAGAAUGGAUACUGUAUGUGAUAUACAUAACUUGUCUGCACUACUGAUACAUGUGUAAACUUGUCUACUAUUAGGAUUCAUGUUUGUUAGAAUGGAUUUUGGGAAACUGAGAAAAUUCUGAUCUUUUUGGUUUUGUUAGUUGAUGCAAGUGAAAAUUACUAUUAGACCAGUUGCCUUUGCUGUUAAGGAUGUGUAGGCCUGCAUUAGUCUAUGUUUGACUCUUUGGCUCAGAGACAUAGCAGGGACCAAGGGACAUCACCGCCAUUGCUUCUUGGUUUCACAUCGUCACCGUCAAACAACCUCUGCCUUCAACAUCAACGUACGAAAUCAGUUUAUUUGUGCAUUCACUUUCAUUUGUUCCUUCAACCGUUAAUGAAAAAUUAAAUUUGAGAUGAAAUUCCUGAAAGGGCUAAGGGUAUGUUGUUAUACUCAGCAUUAGUUGUAGAUGGUACAAUGAUUUACAAUGUUGCAUUUUCAGGAAGUAGGAGAUAUGAGUUUUUUGGUGUUACACAAUUUCUUUGUUCUUUGAUUGUCUGUGCCUCCUUGGAAAGUCACCAGGAGAGAAAAAUGACAGAAACUCAGUUCAUUGUACUGUACAUUCAACAUAACCACUGUAUUACACAAGCAGGUAGAUUAUUGAGAGAAUGUAUGAGCAUAAUUUGACUCAUUUUUACCAACUUUUAGUUUGGCUGCACAGAUUGUUUCACGUUGUUUGUUUUCACGCUUUCCCCCAAGAAAAUGUCCUUGAGCCUGUAGUAAUGAAAGGAUAUUUUAGUUUGUCUCUCAAGGUUGUAAAUGAAUGCUCAGUUUGUGCUCCAUCAGUGUUGAGGUAUGCUUGUUUGUUAUGUAGCUACGGCUUAAUUUUGUAAUCAAGAACAUGGACUGGACAGGAUGUUUGUCGCAAAGUAGCUGUUACGAUACGUUUGCCUUCUUUUGAAAAUCUACCUGUUAAUUGCUUCAGUUUGUGAUGUGCACUAGGGUUCAUGUUUUCAUGUCAGGUUUGUGUAGAAUACGACGGAAUACGCGCAGCUGUACAUGUCACAAUUUUGGUCUUUUAAGAGCAUUCGCUAAAUCUGACAAUGUAUCGAGACCAGGAUGUAAUUGUGAAGUAUGUGGUUUCAUUUUCUUUUUGCUAUUUAUAUUGAACACGAUAAAAUAUCCUGGUAGGCAAAUUCAGUAAUUGUUCCAUAAUUCAUAUCUUGGAUUUAAACUGUUGAUAAAUUGCUUGCAGACUUCACAAAAAAAAUUUAACUACGUUCUGAGUCAUCAGUAGGUUGCUCAGCGUCUGGUUGAAUAAUAGAUUCAGCAUGUUAUAAUCUCAGACCUCCAAGCUGCUGUUUGUUGCCUACCUUGUGUAAAACCAUCAAAUUGGAAGAAUGACCAAAGAAAAGUGAGCGUUGCCAUGCAAGUAUUGUAAAUAUCUGAUGUUUGUUUUUGUACUUUUGUUUAAAAUAAAGUGUACAUUUGGAACA
Messenger RNA from Lates calcarifer (barramundi perch), 3683 nucleotides. Its product is annotated as CD166 antigen homolog A-like. The record is from RefSeq and is a predicted model, not a curated record. Lineage: Eukaryota; Metazoa; Chordata; Actinopteri; Centropomidae. Gene Ontology annotation, biological process: cell adhesion. Gene Ontology annotation, cellular component: plasma membrane.